CAGAGAGGAGGAGGGUGGUAGUGGAGUUGCACUUUCCAGCUAUUCGGAUGCACCCCCGGAUAUAGGCCAAAAAACUAAAUUAGCAACACGCGGUCCAAAGGUCUGCCCAAGGCACCACCUUCAAAGUGCAUUUUGGAGGUUCGGCCCACAGGCAUUCUGCCACUGUUUUGGUCUGUUGCCACGGCGACUGGGCUGUGGCUCAGAUUAUUUGGAGGAGAAGAGAGGAGACAACACCAAGUCCGGUCCUUUGCACCGACUCACAGAUGGAAGCCCGGGAUCGCUCCCCCGUCCUGGACGAAGCGCAGCUGGACAUCCUGGGGGGCCGUAGGGGGAGGAGGGCGGUGCCCCUAUGGGAUAGACUGAAAGCCAGGAGCUGGUGCUCUGGCCCCAGGGUGAAGCGUUGCGUGUUGGGGUGCGUUCCUGUCCUCUCCUGGCUCCCACGUUACUCUUUUCGGGAAUGGGCGGCCGGGGACUUGGUCUCUGGCAUCAGUGUGGGCAUCAUGCACCUGCCUCAGGGUAUGGCGAAUGCCCUGCUGGCCAAAGUCCCUCCCGUGUUUGGGCUCUACUUCUCAUUCUACCCUAUCUUGGUCUACUUCAUUUUCGGGACGUCCCGCCACAUCUCAGUGGGUACUUUUGCCAUUCUGGCCAUCAUGAUUGGCACGGUGACGGAACACAUGGUGUUGCCGGGGAACAGGACUGAAGGGGUGUCGUGGGAGAGGCUCGACGGUGACGGGGAUGCAGCCAGAGUGGAAGUGGCAUCGCAGCUCACCUUUCUGUCAGGACUGAUACAGGUGGCGCUGUGGCUGCUGGGGGCGGGCGGUGUGUCCCGCUGGCUCUCUCGCCCCCUGGUGAGGGGCUACACCACUGCAGCCGCCCUCUUCGUCGCCGUGCACCAGCUGCCCCUGCUCACGGGCAUCAGGGUGGGGGCGCAGUCGGGGGUUUUCUCCAUCGGCCGGACUCUGGUCAGCAUAUUGUCACGUGUGACUGAAAUAUCGUUUGAGACUCUGGCGGUCUCUGCAGUUUCCAUAGCAACGCUUAUGGGGGGCAAAAUGCUGAACAGUCACUUCAAGACCCAGCUACCCAUACAAAUACCCUGGGAGGCUGCCUUGAUUGUCCUGGGCACAGUGAUGUCUGUGCAGCUGGACCUGUCAGGACAAUACACUGUGCAGACUGUGGGACCGAUACCCACCGGGCUCUCGCUCCCCGUGCUCCCCAGGUUCUCCUCCUUCGCUCUGGUGGCAGAGCUGUUUCCUCCUGCCCUGGCCCUGGCUGUGGUUGGCUAUGGAUUCACCGUCUCCAUGGGAAAGAUGUUUGCCUUCGAACAUGGCUACAGUGUAGACAGCAACCAGGAGCUGGUGGCCUUGGGUCUCAGUAACUCGAUUGGGGGGGUGUUUCAGUGCUUUGCCAUCAGCUGCUCCAUGUCCCGCAGCGCAGUCCAGGAAAGUACUGGAGGGAAAACACAGGUGACCAGUGCUGUCUCCGCUCUAAUGAUUCUGAUCGUCUUGUUAAAGAUUGGGAGCCUCUUCGAGCAGCUGCCUAAGGCAGUGUUAGCUGCAGUCAUCUUGGUGAAUCUGCAAGGAAUGUUUGGACAGUUCAGAGACAUUUCAGUUCUCUAUGCCUCUGAUUUGCUCGUAUGGGGGGUGAGCCUGGUUUCCGCUCUUCUGUUCAACCUGGAUAUGGGCCUGGUUGCCGCUCUGGCCUUCUCCCUCCUGACUGUUGUCUUCAGAACACAAAACGCCGACUACACUCUCCUUGGACGUAUCCCUGGAACAGACUGCUACAGAGACCUCAGACUUUACUCUAAGGCAAAGCAGAUUCCUGGGGUGGCCAUAUUCUCCUGCUCCAACCCACUCUACUUUGCCAAUGCUGAUGUGUAUUUCGGCAAUCUGAGAGAGGCUGUAAUUCGGGGAAGAGAAGAGAAUUGUUGGCAUGAGUACGGUGGGGGCCAGGAGGCCCGGGAUCGGUACUGCGUGAUCCUGGAGUUCAGCGCCGUCCUCUUCAUGGAUGCAGUGUGCAUCAGUGCGCUGAGCAGAGUGCUGCAGGAGUGGAAGGACCAGGGCACUGUGGUGUUUAUGGUGGGCUGUCCGGACACAGUGAGGUCCCAGCUCCAGAGGCAGGGGAUUGUUCCGGAUCUUCUCCCCUGCUCCCACCUCUUCCCCUCUGUCCACCAUGCUGUUCAGCGAUACCAGGACCCUGACAGAGAGCUCUGCGAUUUAACCUGACCUCUCACAUCACCUUUGACCUGUGACCUCUGAGAAUAUGAAAACAAGCCAGCAUUGUUGGAGG
Conger conger (European conger) is the source of this 2286-nucleotide messenger RNA. RefSeq names its product solute carrier family 26 member 6 (gene slc26a6.1). Gene Ontology annotation, molecular function: chloride transmembrane transporter activity; sulfate transmembrane transporter activity; bicarbonate transmembrane transporter activity. Gene Ontology annotation, biological process: transmembrane transport. The coding region runs from base 264 to 2222 and encodes 652 amino acids. Gene Ontology annotation, cellular component: membrane. Lineage: Eukaryota; Metazoa; Chordata; Actinopteri; Anguilliformes; Congridae. The transcript is spliced from 20 exons. The record is from RefSeq and is a predicted model, not a curated record.